Capsella rubella is the source of this 1909-nucleotide messenger RNA. RefSeq lists its product as uncharacterized. The transcript has 4 exons. The record is from RefSeq and is a predicted model, not a curated record. Lineage: Eukaryota; Viridiplantae; Streptophyta; Magnoliopsida; Brassicales; Brassicaceae. Bases 480 to 1772 code for a protein of 430 amino acids.
CGAUUUUGUUUCUUGCUUUUUGGGUUUCUCUUUCCUUACUUAAAUUUUGAAUCUUUUUUAUUUUUUGUUCUCAACACUUUUUGCUCAGUGUAGAGUGUUUCAGUGGAGUGUUGAUUUUAGCAGAGGAAUUAAUGCCUAGUGUUUUAGUUCUUAGCUAGAGAGUUGAAAAUCGAAUCUGAAGUUUCAGACAAAUGCUGUUUUCUUGCUGCUACUGAUCUUGUGUGGAAAUUUUUGAUGGUUCUAGUCUGUUUCCUUUAUGCAUUGUUCAUCUUCUGAUUCUCUCUAGGGUUUGGUCAUGGUUCUCUGAGAUCUUAGUAAGAUUCAUGCAUUUUCCCCAUUCUCUGGUUUGGUUGGUUCUCCAAUUGAGUCCGUUUUGGCGUUAGAGAAGCGCAUUUUUCAUGCAAAGAAAUCUCAAGUUAGAUCUAAAGAUUUAACAAGAGACGCUCGCUCACACUCUCCAAGUGUGUUUGAUAUAGGAGAUGGAUUUCUUGAAAGUUCGAAAAUUUCGAAAGUCACGGAAGCCAAACCUUGAAAAAGAGAAAGAGGACAAGGUACUGGCUCAGCAAGAGCAGGCAAGGAGUGAGAACACUGAUGCUGGUGUGACAGAUUCGGCUAAAGCAGAUGAGAUCGAAGAUGACGACGAUGAUUUCAUUACCAAUGAGGUUAAGAGAAGGCUCAAGGAGUUAAGGAGGAACAGUUUCAUGGUGUUAAUACCUGAAGAGGAAGAAGAAGAAGAGGAAUCGUAUCUAGACGAAGAUGAUGACGGAGAAGACAAGUGUUCAAAUGAGUGGAGAGACGUGGUCGCUGAAGGACUUCAAUGGUGGGGAGGUUUUGAUGCUGUCUAUGAAAAGUAUUGUGAGCGUAUGCUCUUCUUUGAUCGUCUAAGCUCUCGGCAGCUCAAGGAAAAUGGCAUUGGAAUUGCUCCAAGUCCUUCAACUCCAUCGCCAAGAUCUGCGUCUAAGAAGCUGUCUUCGCCUUUUCGAUGUCUCUCUCUCAAAAAGUUGGAUGUGCCCGAAGAAGAUACCGAGCAUUUGCAGCAGACAGAGAUUGACCCUUGUCAAGAUCUAGAGACUGCCUAUGUUGCUCAACUCUGCCUCACUUGGGAGGCACUUCACUGUCAGUAUACGCAGCUGAGCCACUUAAUCUCAUGCCAACCCGAAACCCCGACUUACUACAACCAUACUGCUCAACAGUUUCAGCAAUUCCUGGUCUUGUUGCAAAGGUAUAUAGAGAAUGAACCAUUUGAGCAGGGAUCAAGAUCUGAGCUUUAUGCGCGUGCCAGAAAUGCAAUGCCUAAGCUACUUCAAGUUCCUAAAAUUCAAGGGUCAGAUAAAAAGGAGAUGGAGAAAGAUACAGGCUUCAUGGUCCUCGAUGAUGAUCUCAUCAAAAUCAUCGAGAGCUCCAUCCUUACUUUCAACGUUUUCUUGAAGAUGGAUAAGAAGAAACCAAAUGGGGGUAUUAACUUGUUUGGUAACCAUAUGAAUUCCACAACCCCAUUACAACUGGUUCAGUCAUCCAUUGAUAAGAAGAGGGUGAAGGCAAAGGAGCUUGCGAAGAAGACUAAAGGUUUGAGAAAGAAAUCAUGGCCUCUAACAUGGGAAGGUGUUCAACUCUUGUUUGCAGCCAUUGACAUCAAACUCGCAACACGGGUUUUGAGGAUGGGGAAAAUCAGUAAAGAGCAACUUCUGUGGUGUGAAGAAAAGAUGAAAAAACUCAACUUUUCAGCUGGGAAGCUUCAAAGACACCCAUCUCCAAUUCUUUUCCCUUGUUGAUAAUAAAUUAUGAAACAUACAACGAUUUCAAACUGUUCCCUUUUUAUCCGAUCACUAAGAUCCGGUUUUGGGGGGGAUUUCUUUUUUUGUUUUUUGGCAGACAAAAUGAAAGAAAAAAUUGUGUGUUUGUUCCAUUA